Messenger RNA from Neofelis nebulosa (Clouded leopard), 889 nucleotides. RefSeq names its product myogenin (gene MYOG). Gene Ontology annotation, biological process: positive regulation of transcription by RNA polymerase II; muscle organ development; positive regulation of myoblast differentiation. Lineage: Eukaryota; Metazoa; Chordata; Mammalia; Carnivora; Felidae. Gene Ontology annotation, molecular function: protein dimerization activity; RNA polymerase II cis-regulatory region sequence-specific DNA binding; DNA-binding transcription factor activity, RNA polymerase II-specific. The record is from RefSeq and is a predicted model, not a curated record. The transcript has 3 exons. Bases 20 to 769 code for a protein of 249 amino acids.
GCCAGCGGGGAGGGUUUAAAUGGCACCCAGCAGUUGGCGUGAGGGGCUGCAGGAGCUUGGGGGCCAGUGGCAGGAACAAGUCUCUUCCGACCCCAUGGAGCUAUAUGAGACAUCCCCCUACUUCUAUCAGGAACCCCACUUCUAUGAUGGGGAGAACUACCUGCCCGUCCACCUCCAGGCCUUCGAGCCGCCAGGCUAUGAGCGGACUGAGCUCAGCCUGAGCCCUGAGGCCCGAGGGCCCCUCGAAGACAAGGGGCUGGGGACCCCCGAGCACUGCCUGGGCCAGUGCCUGCCGUGGGCCUGCAAGGUGUGUAAGAGGAAGUCGGUGUCCGUGGACCGGCGGCGUGCGGCCACACUGAGGGAGAAGCGCAGGCUCAAGAAGGUGAAUGAGGCCUUUGAGGCUCUGAAGAGGAGCACCCUGCUCAACCCCAACCAGCGGCUGCCCAAGGUGGAGAUCCUACGCAGCGCCAUCCAGUACAUCGAGCGCCUACAGGCCCUGCUCAGCUCCCUCAACCAGGAAGAGCGUGACCUCCGGUACCGGGGCGGGGGCGGGCCCCAGCCAGGGGUGCCCAGUGAAUGCAGCUCCCACAGCGCCUCCUGCAGUCCAGAGUGGGGCAGCACAUUGGAGUUUGGUCCCAACACAGGGGAUCACCUGCUCACGGCCGACCCCACGGACGCCCACAACCUGCACUCUCUCACCUCCAUUGUGGACAGCAUCACAGUGGAAGACGUCUCUGUGGCCUUCCCAGAUGAAACCAUGCCCAACUGAGAUUGUCUGCCAGGCCGGGCGUCCAUGAGAGCCCCCACGCUGGCCACAGAUGUCACCGCCCCCGCAGCAGGGGCUUCCUCAGCCAGGCUGUCCUGAUGCCAGAGGGCCAGUGCUGGGCCA